This is a messenger RNA of Ostrinia furnacalis (Asian corn borer), 894 nucleotides long. RefSeq names its product ATP-binding cassette sub-family D member 3-like. NCBI's taxonomy places the organism in Eukaryota, Metazoa, Arthropoda, Insecta, Lepidoptera, Crambidae. The coding region runs from base 175 to 894 and encodes 239 amino acids. Gene Ontology annotation, molecular function: ATP binding; ABC-type transporter activity; long-chain fatty acid transmembrane transporter activity. Gene Ontology annotation, cellular component: peroxisomal membrane. The transcript is spliced from 6 exons. Gene Ontology annotation, biological process: peroxisome organization; very long-chain fatty acid catabolic process; long-chain fatty acid import into peroxisome. The record is from RefSeq and is a predicted model, not a curated record.
UCUUCCAUCCAUCAGUGUCAUUUCUGACGUUCAGCUGUGUUGAUGUGCAAAGGCGAGGUGGUUUUGGUGGUGUGUAAUAGAUAAAAUUACGUUCAAUCACCCUAACAGUGAAGGAUUACCUAAGUUUUGAUGCAAAUGCCUUGUGUUUAUAUUGUAACUUAAACAUUUGAUACAAUGGCUCCCAACUUCAGUAAGUUUACUUCAAGGACAGAUGUAAAAAUUGGUCUGGCUGCCUCAGCAGCUAUAGGCGCAUGGAUUAUAAGGAAUUCUUUAAAAGCAAGCGAAAAUAAAAAUAUUAAACGAGCAACCAGGCUCUCUCCAGAAGAGCAGAUUCAGUACAUGAUAAAAGAGAAGAACAAAAAGGGUCCCAAAGCUCAAAUUGAUGCUAGAUUCUUUGCUGAGUUAAAGAAACUAUGGCGAAUUAUGUUCCCUGGACUGUGGUCAAAGGAGAGUGGUCUUAUGGUGUUGAUCGCUUUCUCACUGAUAUCAAGGUCAAUGUGUGACCUUUGGCUUAUACAGCACACCACAUUGAUUGAGGGAUCAAUUAUCACAAUGGACCUGCCAGAAUUUAAGAAACUCCUCACUCAAUUCUUCAUUGCCAUGCCAAUGAUUUCAUUAGUAAACAACGUUCUGAAAUGGAGCAUAGGGGAAGUGAAACUGCGAAUACGUACAAAUCUGACGCUGCACUUAUAUCAAAAUUACCUCAAAGGUUUCACUUACUACCAAGUGACGAACCUGGACAACCGGAUAUCCAACGCUGACCAAGUGCUGACGACUGACAUCGACAAGUUCUGCGAGACCGUCAUCGACCUGUACAGCAAUAUCAGCAAACCGAUCCUGGACAUCAGCAUAUAUUUGUACAGGCUGACCACCAAUCUGGGACCCUCUAUCUAA